AUGCCCAACACACAUCUUAACCGCAAGCCGACCAAAGGCUUUGCCCGCCGCGGCGGCAAGAGGGCUUUUCAUGGCCAGCGUCCCCAGACUUUCGCCGCGACGUCACGGGCAGAGGGCACAUCCGCCGACGAGAAAGCCGAACGCGCCGCCCUCGUCAACAGCAUAGACGAGUUCAUGGGCUUCCCACGCUACGAAUCCGGCAGGAAAAAGGAAGGCUGGCUCGUCAACGUCCAGCCCACCACCGUGGGGCUGUCCGAGUCUGAUGGCGGCCGGGCGGCGUUGGACUGUUACUUCAUCGAGGAGGACGGCCAGACGUUCAAGGCCACUGUCGAGUACGAACCAUAUUUCCUCAUUGCCGUGCGGCGAGGCCACGAGAGCGAGGUCGAGGAAUGGGUAAAACGGGUCCCCGGCGGCGGCGUCGUCAAGAACGUCAAGAAGAUCGACAAGGAGGAUCUGAGCAUGCCGAAUCACCUGUUGGGCUACAGGAGGACCUUCUUGGAGCUCAGAUUCAGGAACGUGAAUGAUCUAAUGUCGGCUAGGAAGGAGAUAAUGCCUGUGGCGGAGAAGAACCGCAAGGCCAUGGGCGCAGUGGAUGUUUAUGCCGAGGUCGCAGCCGAACAAGCAGGCUUCGACCUCUUUGAUGAUUCACGAGAUGACGAUAAACGACACAACGCUUCUUUCGCUGAUGCGAGCGACUAUAUUGUCGAUAUUCGGGAAUGGGACGUUCCCUACCAUGUAAGAGUAAUGAUUGAUAUGAGUAUACGAGUCGGCAAGUGGUAUUUUGUAGAAGCGAAACACGGCAUCACCACAAUAAAACUUAAUGCAGAACGUCUCGUACAGGCCGACCCGGUCGUCAUGGCUUACGAUAUCGAGACGACAAAACUUCCGCUGAAGUUUCCCGAUGCUGCUAUCGAUCAGAUUAUGAUGAUUUCGUACAUGAUCGAUGGCCAGGGCUUCCUCAUCACCAACAGAGAAAUCGUUUCGGAAGAUAUCACCGAUUUCGAGUACACCCCGAAACCGGAAUACCCCGGACAGUUCAUGAUCUUUAACGAGCCCGAUGAGAAGGCUGUCAUAGAACGCUUCUUUACACACAUCAAGGAGGCGAGACCGACCGUCAUCGCGACAUACAACGGUGACUUUUUCGAUUGGCCAUUCGUGGAAGCGCGAGCAAGCAUCAAUGGAAUCGACAUGUACCGGGAGAUCGGAUGGAAAAAGGACAGCGAGGACAUCUACAAGUGCACCUAUGGUGUCCACAUGGACUGUUUCGCUUGGGUUAACCGUGAUUCAUAUUUGCCUCAAGGAAGUCGUGGUUUGAAGGCUGUCACCGUGGCCAAGCUUGGUUACGACCCCGACGAGCUCGACCCCGAACUGAUGACACCAUAUGCGGCAGAGCGACCACAGACUCUGGCAGAGUACUCGGUCUCCGAUGCCGUCGCGACAUACUACCUUUACAUGAAGUACAUCCACCCUUUCAUCUUCUCUCUAUGUACGAUUCUACCGCUGGGCGGUGACGAUGUGUUGCGAAAAGGAACAGGUACGCUGUGUGAGAUGUUGUUGAUGGUGCAAGCGUUCGAGCAAGAGAUUGUCCUACCAAAUAAGCACGUCUCGCCAAAGGAGUCAUUCUGGGAUGGACAUCUGCUAGAUGCUGAGACAUAUGUUGGUGGCCAUGUCGAGAGUAUCGAAGCAGGUGUCUUUCGGGCGGACAUUCCGGUCAACUUUGCCGUAGAUCCCGGUGCUGUAGACGAGCUUCUCCAUGACCUGGACGCGGCUCUGAAGUUCAGUAUCGAGGUCGAAGAGAAGAAGUCCAUGGAUGAUGUCGUCAAUUACGACGAGAUCAGAGAUCAGAUUGCGGAGCGCUUGCUUCAACUUAGGGAGACGCCGAACCGGAACGAGAGACCGUUGAUCUACCAUCUGGAUGUCGCGUCUAUGUAUCCCAACAUCAUGACGACGAAUCGUUUGCAGCCAGACUCUAUGAUUCAGGAGUCCGACUGCGCGGCUUGCGAUUUCAACCGACCUGGAAAGACGUGCGACAGGAGAUUACCAUGGGCAUGGAGAGGAGAAUAUCUUCCCGCGAAGCGAGACGAGUACAACAUGAUCAGACAUGCCCUGGAGAACGAAAAGUUCCCUCCCAAGUGGCCCAAGGGUCCGAUGAGGACUUUCCAGGAACUCUCCGAGGAGGAGCGGGCUGCGCUCGUCAGGAAGCGUCUCACAACAUUCAGUCAAAAGGUGUACCACAAGAUCAAGGAGCAGACCACCAUCGUACGGGAGGCGAUCAUCUGCCAGCGAGAAAACCCCUUCUAUAUCGACACCGUCAAGGACUUCCGAGAUCGUCGCUACGAUUACAAGGGCAAGGCCAAAGUAUGGAAGGGCAAGACAGACAGUCUGAAGUCGGCUGGUGCUUCUGCAUCAGAAGUCGACAACGCUAAGAAGAUGAUCGUCUUGUUCGACUCGUUACAACUUGCGCAUAAGGUCAUUCUGAACUCUUUCUACGGUUACGUCAUGCGAAAAGGCUCCCGAUGGUAUUCCAUGGAAAUGGCGGGUGUGACCUGUCUGACGGGUGCUACCAUUAUCCAGCUUGCCAGGCAACUGGUCGAGCGACUUGGGCGUCCGCUUGAGUUGGACACGGAUGGUAUUUGGUGCAUGUUGCCAGCAACCUUCCCGGAGAACUUCGCCUUCAAGCUCAAAAACGGCAAGAAGCUUGUCAUCUCGUAUCCUUGUGUCAUGUUGAAUCAUUUGGUGCACGCCAAGUUUACCAAUCACCAAUAUCAGACGCUGACGGACCCGAAGACCUUCAAGUACGAGACACACAGCGACAACUCCAUUUUUUUCGAGGUUGACGGUCCCUACAAAGCCAUGGUUCUGCCGACGUCCAAGGAGGAGGACAAGAACUUGAAGAAGCGUUACGCCGUCUUCAAUGACGACGGAAGCCUGGCUGAGCUGAAGGGCUUCGAGGUCAAGCGACGUGGUGAGCUCAAGCUUAUCAAGAUCUUCCAGCAACAGAUCUUCAAGUUCUUCCUUGAGGGGGAGACCCUUGCAGAGUGUUACACUGCUGUUGCCAAAGUUGCUAAUCAAUGGCUGGACGUCCUCUAUAGUAAAGGGUCGACGCUGGCUGACGAGGAACUCAUUGACCUCAUUUGCGAGAACAGAAGCAUGUCCAAGACGCUGGAGGAAUACGGGAAUCAGAAGUCGACAUCCAUUACAACUGCCAAGCGUCUUGCUGAGUUCUUGGGAGAGCAGAUGGUGAAGGACAAGGGGUUAAACUGCAAGUACAUCAUCUGCGCCAAGCCUCGAAAUGCUCCCGUCACUGAGCGAGCUAUUCCUGUGGCAAUCUUCUCCGCCGAACCCGAGAUCAAGCGAAGAUAUUUGACCAAGUGGCUCAAAGAGGAGCCGUCCGACAUGGAUCCUCGUGCAUUGCUCGACUGGGACUACUACCUCGAGCGUCUUGGCUCCGUCAUCCAGAAGCUUAUCACUAUUCCAGCCGCCCUACAGAAAGUCCGGAAUCCUGUGCCCAGAAUACCUCAUCCGGACUGGCUGCAGAGGCGAAUCAACAUCAAGGAUGACAAGAUGAAGCAGAAGAAGAUGACCGACAUGUUUGCAUCCAAAGGACCGCUGGAAGAUAUCACCAACAUAUCCGCUUCACGAAUGGACGAUCUCGAGGACUUUGGCGCCAAGCUUCUCAAACCAAAAAGCACGAGCGCAGCCAUCAAUGCUUCACAGAUAGCACCCAAAACACAGAAACGCAAGUCGCCCGAGCCCGAAAGAGAGAACCUCGAUCCCUUUGCUGCUCUACCCAAGGUUAUGCCGGAUCCCUCGGAAGACUAUCCAGAAUUCCUGGAGUACCAGAAGCAGAAGUGGAAGAUUCAGAAAGCAGCCCGUGCCCGACGCCGACAUCUUUUUGGUGAGCGUCGUGGCAACACAGGAAACACCCUUCAGCAAACAUUCCGCAACCAGGCAGAAGUCACGUUUAGGAAUACGUGGCAAGUCCUGCAGCUGAAGACCACGGACAAUCCUGGUGUUGUGAUGGCCUAUGUACUCAUCGAUGCAAAGAUUCACACCCUCAAGGUCAAGGUGCCUCGAACUGUCUUCCUCAAUCUCAAAGGUAAGGAUCUGCCUGAGAUUGACGUCGAAGGCUGUGAGGCCGAACAAGUCAACCACACCCUGCCAAAUGGACACUCGUCGACACAUCUGUUCAAGCUCACGGUGCCAGAGGACGUGUACUUCGCCGAGGCAGACAAGUUCUCCCUGCUGUUCAACCACCCUAGUGUUGAGGGAGUCUAUGAGAAGCAAGUGCCCCUCAAUAUCCGCGCAGUCCUACAACUGGGCAAUUUGGCGACCAUUGACGAAAGCCGACCUGGCGUCCUUGGCCGGGGUCUUGAGCAAGGAUUCGAUUUGGGUAACCUCAAGCGGCCGCUCAAGCCCAAGCCAUAUCUCGAUACUAACCCACUGGCGUAUAUCUAUGUUUCGCACAUCACUGCAGGAGAGAGGCAGAUCUUCGGGCUUUUCUCCACAACCGGCGAGCAGGCACACAUCGUCAUCCUACAGAAGAACAAGGACGCUAGUUCCGACCUGCCAAAUGUCGGGAAGAUCUACAAUGAGUUGCUGACAAGAAGGAUGGUCGAAGGGGAGGGCACAAACUGGCAAGAAUGUUUCGCGUAUCAAAACACUCUCAGCUUCAAGGUGACCCAAGUUACCACUCGGCGCAAGGCACAUCUUGAGAUCGGCGACUUGAUAAAGAAAUUGAGGAAAGAUGAGCUGCGACCUAUGAUGCUGGUCGUCCAGUCGUCUCAGAGGAGUCAGCUAGUGCACGACGUGCCUAUCUUGUCUGAUUUCCCCAUCCUCCCCCUCAAAUACGACCAAGCAGAUAGUGCCCUGCCGCCUCUCGGGUGGCAAUCCGUCAUCGCGAAGCGCCUCGUCACCCACUACCUCAACCUUGGGUCCUGGAUCUUGCAUCUCACUGCCCUCGCACGGUAUGGUGACAUCCCUCUGUGCAACCUGGAGCGCGAUGAUCCUCGCUUCCUAAUUGAUAUCGCCUAUGCUCGUCGGCUGCAAACUAACAACGUCGUCUUGUGGUGGUCCCCAGCGCCUAAGCCAGACCAUGCUGGGUACGAACAAGACGAUGUUACUGGGUCUCUUGAUACUGUCAGCAUGCCGUCGGUCAAUAACCCAGGUACAUAUGCGUCCGUGUGUAUCGACCUGGACGUGCGAAACUUGGCCAUCAACACUAUUCUCACUUCUUCUCUGAUCAACGAGCUUGAGGGAUCUGACUCCAUAUCUUUCAACCCCGCUGCUGAUUCUCGCGGUGACGAUGGAUCUGAGGCACUAUACUCGGAGAACGCCUUCGCCAACGCUGGUGUGCUGGUAUUGCGUGAAAUGGUCAAAUCCUGGUGGGCGGAAGCGUGCAAGGGCAGCCCAAUGGCGGAUAUUCUUGUGCAGCAUCUCGUGCGCUGGGUUGAAUCGCCCGACAGUUUCAUGUACGACCGCGCGCUGCACUACUACGUCCAGAUGAUGUCGCGAAAGGCGCUUCUGCAGCUGAUGGCAGAUUUCCGGCGGGUCGGCUCGCAAGUCGUAUUCGCCGACUCUAACCGACUGUUGCUGCAGACCACGAAGAGUGAAGUCGGCAAUGCCUAUGCCUACAGCCAAUACAUCCUCAAGAGCAUCAAGGGCAAGCCACUCUUCCAUUUCAUCGACUUGAACGUCAAGGAGUAUUGGGACUACCUGGUGUGGUAUGACGAAUUCAACUAUGGCGGUAAAGGCUGCCAAGAGGUUGUUGAAGCUGAAUCGCAAACGCUUGAAGUCGUCAUGAACUGGCAGAUGAAGAUGUUCCUACCAGUCCGCCUACAGGACACAUUCCAGAACUGGGUCGUCGAGUUCAUUCAGACUAUGCACACGCUCAAGCGGGGUGUCACGAAUCCCGACUCCACACCGCGCAUGACACAGCUGCCGUUCAAGAGUCUCACCCAGAUCGAUGCCGUCGAUGAGGAAGGACGUGAACCGAUCAUCCUGACCUCUGCCUUUGAAAAGCCGCUGAAGAAAGAGAUCAAGUCCCUCCUCUCGACUCAAGCACGUGAGCUCUUGCAUCCCGAACUUGCGUCCGACUGGUCCUUCCCAUUGCUCCCUGGUAGUCAAGACCUAAGCAAGCCGUCAUCUGUCGGGCGACCCAAGAAGAACUCGGCGCUCCCGACCAAGAACGCUGUGCUGGAGCUAGUCAAGUCCCUCAUGCAGGUCCUCUCUCUGGAUAAGAACAUUACAAACGAGGCGCGUCUCCUUCGAAAGGAAUUGCUUGCCAUGUUCGACGUGCGCGAGUUCUCGAAAGAAGCAGCCUUUGCGAACCCGAGCUCCAGUCUCAAGGUCCCGCAGUGGAGCUGUCCAGAGUGCACGCUGGCCCGGGACUGGGAUCUCUGCCGUGAUGAGGUCCUGCUCCCGGACAUGGAGAGCCUCAUGGCCGGUCUGCCCGCCGACGCCAGCCCGGAACAGGUCCAGAGCGAGCUGAAGAGGGCCGCGGCUGUCAAGCCCUGGACUUGUGGGUACUGCGAGGCCGAGUUCGAUAGGUUGCGCAUCGAGGAGAAGCUGCUGGCUGAUGUAGAGAGGUUCAUCAUUGAAUGGUCAACGCAGGAUGUCAAGUGCACCAGAUGUGGUGGCGUCAAGCUGAACGAGUUCGCGGAGCACUGUACGUGCUCGGGCGCGUGGACGGAGAGCGUUAAGAGGGAUGAGGUGGUUAAGAGGCUGGGUGUUUAUAGAGGAGUUGCUGACUGGUUUGGAUUGAGGAUGCUGAGUGAGGCUGUUGGGGAUGUCUUGGGUAGUCUAUGA
Truncatella angustata is the source of this 6807-nucleotide messenger RNA. Its product is annotated as DNA polymerase family B. NCBI's taxonomy places the organism in Eukaryota, Fungi, Ascomycota, Sordariomycetes, Amphisphaeriales, Sporocadaceae. Gene Ontology annotation, cellular component: epsilon DNA polymerase complex; nucleus. Gene Ontology annotation, biological process: DNA replication; mitotic cell cycle; DNA replication proofreading. The record is from RefSeq and is a predicted model, not a curated record. Gene Ontology annotation, molecular function: DNA-directed DNA polymerase activity; single-stranded DNA 3'-5' DNA exonuclease activity; zinc ion binding. The coding region runs from base 1 to 6807 and encodes 2268 amino acids. The transcript is spliced from 3 exons.